GAGAGAAGAGAAAGAAAUUUCUCUACAUUUAAUUUCUUGUUGUGUCGCGUAAGAAGCAGUCGAUUAAUUUUUGGCUGCUGCUUAAUUAAUAAUACAAAAGGAGAGACAGUGAAAAGGUGAAAUUUUAAAUUCAUUAUUUCAUGUAUAGGAUUAAUAAUAAACAAUUUAAAUUUUUACAAUACCAAAAACUUUAAUAUUAUGUGUCAAAACUUUCAUUCUUUAAUCUACAUUUAAAUAAGAAAAGUUUUCAAUGUGAAUAAAAGAAAAAAAUUAUAAUACAAUAAAAAGAAGAGAAAAAAAGGAACAAAAAGAAGAAAAAGAAAAGAUAGCGAAGUUAUCAUUAAGGAAGAAAAAAGAAAAUCAUGCUUGAAAUUUUCGAAUUUUUUUAUUUUCGAAAUCGACACGAGAGAGGAAGAAAUUAGAAUUGAGUGUGUGUUUGUGAAAAUACAUUCGACAAAAGCUCCUGUUUUGUAGAAACGACUAAAUAGAGAAAAAAAAAGUUUUUUAUUUCAUACUUUUCUACAGUUGAGUGGAGAAAUUCUGAUGCACUUGUCGUUUAUCGCGAAUCUGCACUCGAUAUAAAACAAAUAAUACAUAAAAGGAAGAAGGAACUUUAUUGCAUUUGCACAAGGAUUUCUAAUAAAACUCAUUUUAAUCAGUAAAUAAAAUUAGAUUUCAAAUUUAAAAAAAAAUAAGGAUAAAAAACAUUAAUAUCUUUAAAGGAGUUAAAUGAUACAUGUAUUAAAGUAAUAUAUUAAGUGUGUGAAAAAGUGAAAGAGAGGAAGAAAGAAAUUAAAACCCAAAUGUCCUUGAUGAAAAUACAACAAAGUGGCAAUUAAAAGAGGAGAUUAAUUUAAACGAAAUAAUAUUCAGUGUAAGUGCACAUAUGUCUAUAUGAUGAUAUGAAAUUUGUGUAAUAGAUAAGCCUUUGUUUUGACAUGAAAUUGGUAAAGAUAAAGAAAAGAGAGUAAGAUAGAAAGAAAGACACAAGAAAAUAAAUCCGAAAAAGAGAAAAUAUUUAUUUUCGAUUCAAUCAAGUAAAAUUGACGAGAAAGCUUGGAACACAGCACAAUAAGCGAAAAGCUUUUAAUACUCUUCUGGUAUUAGUGAUAUGAGGCAUAAACCUACUUCAUUCCAUCAUUGUUGACAAUUAAUUUCUCCAAACCAUGGAGAUGGUUCUUUUCGAAAAAGGUACUUCUGCAUUCAGAGCCUUUUUUAAACGUCCACAAAAGCACCGACACAUAGUACUAUGUUAUAUAGGUUUAUAUACAAUUUUACAAUUACAACUAGUGAGUGCUCGACAUCAUGAUUUAGGGAAAUUAUUAGCCGUCAGUAAAGAUAAUAACCAUAAUGAUAAUAAUAAUAAUUUCAAUGAAAAUGAGUUAAAUAGUUUACAUCUGCAACAGCCAUUAACGAAUAAUAAUGCUCAAAUUAACCAUAGUCGUGAGAAUGAAGAUCUAGUGAAGCACCAGCAAGAUCCACAACAAACAAUACUCAAACAGCCAAUACUAGGACAAAAAAUUACACAGCAAACACCAGGAUCUGAUAUCGGUCCAAGUGGUGCUGUACUUUCAAAGGAUGAUGAUACAUUUUUUACAUUGGACGUUUAUUUAGGUCACGGUGAUGCAGUUCGUGUAGUUGAUCCUGAAUCAGGGAAAUUGGAACGACAAAACGUUGAACAUGAAAUUUCACAUGGAUUAAGUUUAAAUACACCUAUCUUAGGUACUACGUCGACUUCAACGAGACGUCAUACACGACGUGAAUCCAAGGAUGAUGGAGAUGAUAGUGAUCCACUUAUUGUAACGACAGAUAAAGGUAAAGUACGUGGUUUAACUUUAACAUCAUCAACUGGUAGAAAGGUAGAUGCCUGGUUAGGAAUUCCGUAUGCACAAGCGCCUGUUGGUGCAUUGAGAUUUAGACAUCCACGUCCGGUUGAGAAAUGGCAGGGAGUCUUUAACGCCACAAAACCACCAAAUUCAUGUGUUCAAAUUGUCGAUACAGUGUUUGGAGAUUUUCCCGGGGCACUUAUGUGGAACCCAAAUACGGAACUCUCUGAAGAUUGUCUCUACAUUAAUGUUGUGGUUCCCCGACCACGUCCUAAAAACUCAGUUGUAAUGCUAUGGAUUUUCGGUGGUGGAUUUUAUUCUGGUACAUCAACACUUGAUGUUUAUGAUCAUCGAACCUUAGCAGCAGAAGAGAAUGUCAUUGUCGUUUCGAUGCAGUAUCGAGUAGCUAGUUUAGGAUUCCUUUAUUUAGGAACACCAGAUGCACCAGGAAAUUCCGGUCUUUUUGAUCAAAAUCUCGCAUUACGAUGGGUUCGUGAUAAUAUUCAUCGAUUUGGUGGAGAUCCAAAUAAAAUUUGUAUAUUUGGAGAAAGUGCAGGAGCUGUGAGUGUAUCUAUGCACUUAUUAUCACCAUUAUCAAGAGAUUUAUUCCAACGUGCAAUCUUAGAAAGUGGUUCACCAACAGUCCCAUGGGGUAUUGUUACUCGAGAGGAAGCAACCCUAAGAGCAUUAAGACUGGCGGAAGCAGUUUCAUGUCCACACGACCGUAAAAAACUAUCUGAGACUGUAGAAUGUCUGCGAACAAAAGAUCCAAAAGAAUUGGUAGACAAUGAAUGGGGAACACUCGGAAUUUGUGAAUUUCCAUUUGUGCCAGUUGUUGAUGGUGCAUUUCUUGAUGAGACACCAAUAAGAUCGCUGGCAAGUGGACGAUUUAAGAAAACAGACAUUUUGACUGGCAGCAAUAGCGAGGAGGGUUAUUAUUUUAUAUUAUACUACCUUACGGAAUUACUGAGGAAGGAAGAAGGCAUAACAGUAUCGCGAGAAGAAUUUCUCCAAGCAGUACGUGAACUAAAUCCAUACGUGAACGGUGCUGCUCGGCAAGCAAUCAUUUUCGAGUACACUGAUUGGAACGAUCCAGAUAAUCCACAUAGCAAUCGUGAUGCUCUUGACAAAAUGGUUGGGGACUAUCAUUUCACAUGCAAUGUUAAUGAAUUUGCUCAACGUUACGCUGAAGAAGGCAAUAAUGUUUACAUGUAUUAUUAUACACAUCGUAGUAAAAGCAAUCCCUGGCCACGUUGGACUGGUGUCAUGCACGGUGAUGAAAUAAGCUACGUUUUUGGAGAGCCUUUGAAUCCGAAACUUGAUUUUCUUGACGAAGAAAAGCAAUUUAGUCGACGCAUAAUGCGAUAUUGGGCUAACUUUGCUAGAACCGGCAAUCCUAAUCCCGGCUUAAUUGAUGAUUUGCCAGAAUGGCCUAUUCAUACUGCACAAAGCAGACAAUAUUUAGAAUUAAGUAUGAAUUCUUCACACAUCGGACAUGGUCCUCGCUUAAGACAAUGUGCUUUUUGGAAAAAAUAUUUACCAGAAUUGAUAAGACAGACAAGUGAGUAUAAAAAAAGUACAAAUCAAGAACAUUGUAAUACUGUUACCAAUAAAACAUUAAAUCUUUAGUUAACAUUUUUGAUCUAUUAUGAUUUGUUUUAAUCAUC
Messenger RNA from Chironomus riparius, 3493 nucleotides. The record is from the annotation of a GenBank genome assembly. Lineage: Eukaryota; Metazoa; Arthropoda; Insecta; Diptera; Chironomidae.